AUGACCAUCAUCUGCGGCCAAAGUCAAUUCAAAACCCACCGCGCUGUUUCUGCAUCAAGAUCUAUUGAGUUUCCGGAGGAUGAUCCUGAAGUCGUGGAGCGGUUCCUUGAAUUCUUGUAUACUGGAACCUACAGCGACGGUGUGGAUUUUACCUGGAGAAAGCCAUCUGAAGCGGCUUUGCUUGAUCCCGAAGCCGUUAUUGAAAACUUGCAGCAGCCGGCGUGCGGUUCCCAAGAACCCGCGGAAGGAGAUGAGGAUUGGAUAACCUACGAUGAGGCAGAUGAAGACGAGCAAGCUGAAGACGAGCCAGAUGAAGAAUACAAUGAGUACGGCGGGCGCUCGGGUGCUCCUUCAGAGAAUGGUGAUGGAGUGAGGGAUGAAGAAUCUGAGCUCGCAAAAAUAUUCGGUUCCUGCAGUCGGGCAGAAGGACUAAAAAAGCUCACUGAACUGCGCAACGACAUGACACUACCUCUUCAGCUGUAUGUCAUGGCCGACAAGUACGACGUCCCUGCCCUUCGACUCCUAGCGCGUGAUCGAUUUUACCGCGCCGCGGAGCUCGUUUGGGAAGAGGCCGAGUGUUUUCCUGACGUGGUUGAUGAGUUGUAUCAGACCACGCCGCCGACGGACACUGCAAUGAGGGAGAUUGUAUGCAGGCUUGUUGCGUCUAUGAUCCAUGUGCCUAGGGUCAGGGAUAAGGUCAGGAGUGUUAUGAUGAAGCAUGAAGAUUUCGCUGUUGGGGUCAUGGAGUAUUCCAUCCAUAUGCACACGCUUUUUGUCUGA
This is a messenger RNA of Fusarium proliferatum ET1, 780 nucleotides long. RefSeq lists its product as uncharacterized. NCBI's taxonomy places the organism in Eukaryota, Fungi, Ascomycota, Sordariomycetes, Hypocreales, Nectriaceae. Bases 1 to 780 code for a protein of 259 amino acids. The record is from RefSeq and is a predicted model, not a curated record. The transcript has 2 exons.